GCACACUUACUAUAAAGAAGGCCUAGUCAGUCGGCAUGAUUACGGUUAUAUGCCGGUAAAGAAUGCUACCAGAAGAGAUCCACGAAUCCACGUUGCCUAUCUGACCACUUCUAGCGAAGGGUGGUCUAUGAUGGAACAAGGGCAAGUUAAGGAGUCAAUGAUGUUUUUCCAUUUAAAACAGUACCUACGAAGAAGUUUUGAUGUUGGCUCUAAAACGGGUAACCUAGAGAUCAGAGAGUUUGAGCGACAUUUCGAAUUGCCAAACUACGAUCAAAUGGUUAUGAAGGUUAGAGCUGAAACGAAUCGUGAUACUGAGGAUUAUAUCGCUACGUAUAAGCGAGCGUUGUUCUCUGUCACGGCAAAAGGGAAACCAGACAUUGAUGCAUAAGC
This is a messenger RNA of Strongylus vulgaris, 390 nucleotides long. Lineage: Eukaryota; Metazoa; Nematoda; Chromadorea; Rhabditida; Strongylidae. The record is from the annotation of a GenBank genome assembly.